CUCCAGCCUUGCAUUUCAUCACCAGAGCAUUCAACUGUUCACACCCGCAUACAACAACCACACCUCAGCCUCGCCAACAUUGAAACUCUACGCAACUUCUACCAGUAUCAAUCUAGACACCGCGAGAACGCAGAACGAGCUCGUCACUUACACCGGGCGCCACCAUGAACCCCGACAGACAGGCCAUGAUUGCCGGCUUGGGCAAAGAUCGAGACCGAGACAACAGACGAAACAUCACUGCCCCCAGACUCGACAACAACAACCGAAUCUCCAAGCCCCAAUACAAGCCCUCCUCGAAACCCAUCACAGGUUCAAAUAGUACCCCAGUCGGCAGCUCUGGCCCCGGAAAAUACCUUACCCAGGACGAGCAGUCAGAGCAAUUCGUCGCCGACGAAGACAAGUUCGUGCUCAAGCAAGCAAAGAAGAAGGCCGACAUCCGCGUCAGAGAACGGCGCGCAAAGCCCAUCGACUACCUUGCCUUCAACCUCCGCUUCAUCGACACCGACCGCGAUGUCUUUGAUGACCACGAUGACGACGUCGACAUCCCCGUGCCCUCUCCCGAGAGAGUCCUCCAGAGCCUGAACGAGUCCCAGCUGAAGGAGUUGGAGGAGGACAUCAAGUCAUACAAUACCCUCGAGAUAAACCGCCGCAACAAGGAGUACUGGUCAGCCCUGUCCAUUCUGUGUGACGACAAGCGAAACAAGCUUAAACCACAGGGAGCAGAGGGACGUGCGGUCAACACGGUGGCUGCUGAUGUCGACAAGAUUCUGGCCCCGAAGACGUUGGAGCAGUUGGAGGCGUUGGAGAAGCAGAUCAGGGCCAAGCUACAAUCCAACGAGCCCAUCGAUACCGACUACUGGGAAUCCCUACUCAAGAGUCUGCUGGUAUACAAGGCAAAGGCAAAGCUGAAGCAGGUGUGCUUGGAGAUCAAGGCCGCCCGCGUCGAGCUUCUCAAGGCUAAGGACCCUGAGAGAGCCAAAGCGUUGGAACAAGCCGACGGUCUCCCUGAUGCGGCCCUCCCGACCUCAGGCCCGUCCAGGGCCUUGAACCGCCCUGCCGCCUCAACAUCAACAGCACUCGCUGCAUCCUCCAGCAGCAGCACCGCCCCGCCCCCCGGUACCGCUCGCUUCGCCUCCACCGGCAACGAAGACUUCUCCCAAGCCACCAAGGCCCUCUACGACCGGGAAGUCGCCCGCGGCUUCCUCGAAGGCGAAGAGAUCUUCACGGCCGAAGAAUCCCUGACCUCCAACCCCAAGCCCGUGUGGGCCGACAAGUACCGCCCCCGCAAGCCGCGCUACUUCAACCGCGUCCUGAUGGGCUAUGAAUGGAACAAGUACAACCAGACGCACUACGACCACGACAACCCGCCGCCGAAGGUCGUGCAGGGAUACAAGUUCAACAUCUUCUAUCCCGACCUGAUUGACAAGACAAAGGCGCCCACGUUCAAGAUCAUCAGGGAGGGUGGGAGACGCAGGGGAGAGAGCUUUGCGCCCGCCGGCAAGGAGGAUACCUGCUUGAUUAGGUUCGUGGCCGGACCGCCGUAUGAGGAUAUUGCGUUUAGGAUUGUGGAUAGGGAGUGGGAUUAUAGCGCCAAGAAGGAGAGGGGGUUCAAGAGUAGUUUUGACAAGGUGAGUCGUCCUAGGUUGUGGUUGUGCUGGGUGACGUUGCUGUUUAGCCGGUGGGCUGUUGGUGACGGCGCUGGUUACGAUGGCUACGUUGGCCUAUUACCACGGCCCCUAUAACAGGCCAACGCUAUCCUUUUUUCUUGCGCCGCAAAAGCCACGCCACCCAACACCCGCCGGUUACCCGCGCGUUUCUGGCCUUAUGGUUCUUUUGCUAACUCGUUACUUCGUGUGUAGGGCAUACUUCAACUCCACUUUCAGUUCAAAAAGAUUUACUACAGAAAGUAGAAAGCCCAGGGCGAUAUUACCACCGCCUUCUGGAAGGCUGGUCCGGCCUGCGGCGAAGCCAUCGGCUGGUCUUUUUGUCUGGUUUUUUCGGUGCCGCGUUCUAUAGGUCGAUAUGGGGCCGUAGUAGCUGCUGCGGCCCGUCUGGCU
Neurospora tetraspora is the source of this 2057-nucleotide messenger RNA. RefSeq names its product mid region of cactin-domain-containing protein. The record is from RefSeq and is a predicted model, not a curated record. NCBI's taxonomy places the organism in Eukaryota, Fungi, Ascomycota, Sordariomycetes, Sordariales, Sordariaceae. Gene Ontology annotation, cellular component: spliceosomal complex; cytoplasm. The transcript is spliced from 2 exons. Gene Ontology annotation, molecular function: protein binding. The coding region runs from base 165 to 1742 and encodes 525 amino acids. Gene Ontology annotation, biological process: mRNA cis splicing, via spliceosome.